AUGUCCCCGCGCUACUCACCAAUAGAGCAACUAGCUGUCGAGCGGUGGAGAGAGCAGGUUAGCUAUCGAGUAAAGGCACGGAUAGCCCUUUGCCAGACUUGCAAACCCGAUGCGAUACAGAAAGCGAACAACGAGCGACCACCCAAACGUAAACGUACAGAGCACGAUGUGUUUCAGAUACCCGAACUACUGGAUAUGAUACUGCAGUUCGCCGGACCUGAAGCCCAGGUUCGCGCGUUGCUCCUGUCGACUGCCUGGCGCACCUCCGCAAUAUCUGUUCUUCGCAGUCCUACAAACGUCGACGCGUUUCGAACCCUGCCAGUCUAUGCACUAAUAGAUUAUGGACAGAUUAUUGAUUGGGAGAGCGAGACCCCGCUUCGACCUAGCACUGACGAAGUCGCGCAAUUUUGUCUACACUUGGCGCGCAUACGCGAUAAGCCUUGUCAUCCGCGAGCCCAUAGGCUUCUCUAUUUCCCCGCGUACUUCGCACAGUCGCCAGAUCUACCGGACACAGUUACACACUAUCUGAACGGAUUGGAUGUUGCGCAACGGGGCGAACCCCACAUAGACGUACAGUCGGUCACUCGUGACGCAAAUCUUUACUGGCUCGAUCUUAGCCAGUUUCGAAUCAACCCGUACUUCGAGAUGUUAUUCUCCGACGAGGACCGCUUCAAACAUCACCUAGGCCGAUGGGAAAUUAGUCUACGUGUGGAGGCUACAUCCAACUCUCUUUUGAUCGACGACUCGAUUUCGAAUCAACUUCUUGUUCAGGCUAUUAAGUCAAUGCAGAUCGUGCACCCGCCAUGUAAGAGUCUUGGCAUCUAUUACUACGAUCACGGUAGAUUCAAGAUAAUCGGAACACACCUGCUUAUGAGAAGACUUCGCCGAGAAGACGGCAUUCGUGUGAUCGAUCUCGUAAGAGCACUAUCCGAAUUGGCCCCUGCUUUGCUAUCGACGUGGACGCGCCAUGCGGAACGACUCCGUGACCAGAUCAAGGACGCGCACUGGAUCGACGACCUCUGGAAGGUCCCCGGAAAACCGAGAUUCCGGAUCUGUUUAGAUAAUACAGAUAUGCCAGAUGACUAUUCCCCAGAAAACCUUCCACGAGCCGCGUUUGUCUCGCGAGAGUCGGCAGCCGUAGAUGUGCAAUUGGGUAUGGAGGCUCACAUCACUCGUCAGCCGUACAUGUUCGCCGAACAAUUCCGAGGAACGAGGGAGGGCGAAUGGCUCCCGAAGGAGCUCUUUGAACCCAUGAAAAGCGAGACAGCUCGGCAUCCGAUCGAGUGGAACAAGUGA
Alternaria viburni is the source of this 1296-nucleotide messenger RNA. RefSeq lists its product as uncharacterized. NCBI's taxonomy places the organism in Eukaryota, Fungi, Ascomycota, Dothideomycetes, Pleosporales, Pleosporaceae. The record is from RefSeq and is a predicted model, not a curated record. The transcript has a single exon. The coding region runs from base 1 to 1296 and encodes 431 amino acids.